AUGGGCGAGAAAAAAAUUGGCGGUAUACGACGAUUUUGGUCAAAACUUGCUGAUCGUCAGAGUAACUUAGAAAAAACUCAAAUGAGCCCGGAAUUUCUGGCACUCACUAAGAAUUAUGAUGCUUACAAAGAAAGUAAUGAUAUACUUGUUGAAAAAUUGGAAGCAUGCAUUCAGCAAAAUAGAAGUACCAUUGCUAGUGGAGAAAUUGUUGACAUCCCAAAUGAGAAUCCAUAUGAAAAACUUUCAAAUGCAUUUUUUUUAUUGUACGGUUGCUUACCACCUGAUAAGAUAACAGCUAUUCAAUCUUUGAUCUCUAUUACACAAAAUUUAGCCAAAGUACAACGUGAAAACCAGCUAAAUGGACGGAAAGCAAUUCGGCAUUUACGACGAUUUUUCGCAGUUGAAUAUAAGGAAUUAACAGAUGAACGAACAAAAUUGGAAAAAGCACGUGCAGAUAUGGAUCAUAUGAAGCAUGAAGUAAAAAUAGCAAAUACAACGGAAAAAAUUGAAAAAUAUGCUAUACUUUAUGAGCAGGCUGUUGAAGAAUUUGAUGGACAGGCACGUCGUACUAUUGUUUUACUCAAUCAAUUACCUAAAAUUAAAACGACUCAUUUGAAAGAUAUUGUGGAAUUUUGGUCAAUUCUUCAUGAAUAUCAUGAACAAAGUGCACAGUGCAUAGAUAUAAAGUCAAUAGAAUGA
Molecule: messenger RNA, 699 nt
Organism: Brugia malayi
Lineage: Eukaryota; Metazoa; Nematoda; Chromadorea; Rhabditida; Onchocercidae
Exons: 6
Coding region: 1-699 (232 amino acids)
Cellular component (GO): cytoplasm
Molecular function (GO): protein binding
Source: RefSeq, a predicted model, not a curated record